CUGUGGUCAAUUUGUGCGAGUGACUCCUGAUAACAUAACCUAAAAUGAGACAAAUUUAUAUUAAAAUAUUAGUUUUUUCAUAAAAUUGAAUCAAGUAAGAGCAAAAAGAACACCAAAACAAUAUACCGACUCCUGAGAUUCCGAUGAUUUUAACAAGUUAGUAUUUUCUUAUAUACAAGGUGCAACGGCGGCCAUCUUGUUUAAGUGCGUGUCUACGGACUCCAUUUAGAGAUAUUUAAAGAUGGACAGCAGCACUACUGUUUUUACCUCCAAGAUAACGAGGGUUGGGAAUCACCAUAAAAAUAAUUUAUACGACCUUUUGAACAUUGUUCCCGCUAAACCUCUUAAAGUUAAUGAAACAAAGAAGUACACUUGCGAUUUCAUCCCAAAAACUGGUAAAUAUUAUACACCGAAAAGAAAAUCGCGACUGAAAGUGAAAACUGUUCGAGAUAUCAGAAAAUUGUUUGAACAAGAUACAUUUUCUUAUUUAUUAAAUGAACUGGAAACGCAGCAAAACACUUUAUUAAAAAAAAUACGACAUGGUUCUUCAAGUGAUGAGAUAACAAAAAAUUUGGCUACAAAGUUGUUAAGAGGUGACUCUCCUAUUACUAGGUCAACUUGGCAGAUGUUAAUUAAUCUGAAUCCAGAACAUCACAAAAAUCCACGCCAAUUUGUUAAAUGGAAUGGGAAAUAUAUUCAAGUGAACGGAAGUUUAGGUGGUAGGAAGCAAAUAAUAAAUAACUAUGAUUUAUCAUUUAAGUCACCACCACAACAAAAUACAAAGAAACACAUAUUAAAGAACAAUUUUGGAAUAAGAAAAAAAGGACUAUUAAGAAAUUCGUUAGUCGUUCAAUUUAAACCAGGCCCUCUUUGUAAGAAACAAUUUCUUGAUGAUUCGCCUCAAAAAUACCACAUAGGUAAUACCGAACUCAUACAUCUUCCAAAACCAGGACUGGACAUCAAACCUACUUAUGGUACUGCUUCAGAGCCUAUGAUAACACAGUAUCUUAAUAAUCUCCGUCCUGGGGAUGGCACUAUAACCGGAAAAUGGGCUGAAUUUGCAGUUUCUGUUUUAGGUACUAUCAAAAAAUCUAAUGCAGUACAAAUAAACAAAGAUUGCAUUACAUUUGAUUUAGCUUACAAAUAUAAUCAAAAUAAAUUACUAAUGCGCCGUGGUGCUGAUAAUCUUUUGAACACCUCCGAAUAUUCUGGAUUGAGAGUUACAGAGAGAGACAGGCGAACAGCAAGAACAGGAUUAAAAACUGAAAUACUAGAUAUUAUAAAUAAAAUGAUAGAUUCUGUAGAAAUAAACUUAACUCAAGAUACAUUAUUUACUCAAGAAAAAGAGACGGAACCAUCAACUGAUUUGAACUCCAUGGAUGUAACAAACGCAAAAGACAAGCUCAAAAGAAAAUUUGGCGAACUAGACAGACUUGCUGUUAGGGUGAUAACACUUAAUGAAAUUGAAGAACCUCAAAUAACAAAAAGCUGCAACAAUAAGCACUGUUCUUUGGGUUGUAUUUGCGCUUCAUUGCAAGGCAAAUACAAUUUGAGGCAGCAUUGUGGCCGUAUCGAAUGCAUUUUUGAUUGCAAAUGUGGCUAUGACAUGUACAAAGAUGAUCCAUUACAUGCAGAAUGCUCAGAUCUGCUUCCUGGACUCAUAAACAUAAAUAAUGAUGAUUUACAUUUAGCGAAAGAAGAGCAAAAAUUUCAUCAAACUGUUAUAGUAGCUGGAAAAAAAAGAAUUUUAUUAAAGACAGAAAAAAGGAAUAGCAAACCAUCCAAAAAAUAUGCCGAUUUUUACAGCAAUGUGACCUCAAAACAAGAACAGCACAAAAGACUAGAUGCUUCGGUUGUAGCAAUAAAAUUUGAUUGUAAUAAUAUAGAACCAUGGUGUAUGGUUCAUAACCUAUAUAAGUGUUUUUGUAAAGGCAAAUUUACCGAAACUUGUGCAAAUAUAAGUGAGGAAAUCGGUAAAGAAUCACUGUCCAAAGAAACGACUAAUGAUGCUGAGGAUUUAGAAAACCUUAAAGGAGCGAAUGAUGAUACUGGAAUCGAGGAAUGUCCUUCAGCACGAAUGAAAGAGCAACAAAAAUCUACAGAAUGGACAAAUUCAGUUUCAGUCAGAAAAUCGAAAAUUUUUGAAAGUAUACCAAAGAAAGUAAACAAAUCAAGAAGUUUUGAUAAACUUAAAUAUAACAGUAAUACUGAAGAAAAUAAUUACGACUCUGAGAAUGAAAUUAAAAGUCAUAGUAAUGCAGGGACAACGGGUAUACAAAGGAAUAAGAACUCAAGAUAUACUCUAAGACAAUUAAAAAUGACAAAUUUCAAUAGAGAUACGGACAAAAGCAGUGAAAAAUCAUUUUAUUCUGAUGAUAGCAAUUCUUUGGAUUAUAUGGAUGAAGAAACAAAUACAUGUUCAAGGACGAGUGCGUACGUUGGAAGAAAAUACACUAAUGGAUAUUAUAAAAAUACAAAUAGUAAAAUAUUGGAAAUGGAAAAGCACGAUAAAAAACUUCAAGAGAGAUUGGAUUCAAUUAAUUUAAAAAUUGAUAGUGAAAAGACUAAAACAACUGAUAAAACUGCCAAUGACUCAGAAAAUCUGUCAGAAAUUGAUAAAAAAAGCAGAAAGCGUUUACUAAGUGAAACCAAACUCGUGUCGUGGUUAGAAUCGAACUACAAAAUAUAUAAACAGCGAAACGAUCGAGGUUUUUUAAAAAAUGCCUUAGAACCGCCACAAUUAGGUAAAGUAGCGUUACACUCCUGGGAAUUUAUUCUAACCAGAUAUCGAGAACGCAAAAACCUAUUUUUAGUAUCUCGUCAAAAGCCUUUCCGAAUUUUUAUGGCAGUAAAUACCAACAAUUCUUUUUUUACAAAUUGCAUUAAUAUUAAUGAUAUCCGAUUUGCAGAGUUACACAAAUAUCCCCAAACCGUAAAAAACUUACUUAUAAAUGCAACUGAUCUAAAAGACAAUUUUUGUAUUUUACGAGGUUUGUCUUUUUGCUGGGAAUUAAUAGGCUCUGUGACUAAAGUAAGCGAGAGUGAUGGAUCAGGUGCGGAACAUGAUGCUUCCCCAAAAAUAAAUAUGAAUCCGCAAGAUGAAAGCGACACGGACAUGUCAGCUGAUUUUAAUCAAAACAAUGCAGUGUCUGAGGAAUCGUUGACAGAAAAUACGGAACAAACCGAAAUACAAACUUCGCCUUUGCAAAAAAAAGAUUCUGAAAGUAAAAGCUGUGUGGACUAUGUUGGGUCAUCAAAAUGGUUUGUUAUGACAAUAGAAAAUGAUUUUAGUGAAAUAAGAUUUUUUAGAAAAGGAUUUUUUGUUAAAUAUGAAAGCAUUAUAAAUGCCAUUAGCGUUGCACGUCUAUCCGGUAAAACUGUUCGACUAUCUUCUAAGAAAUGUAUGGAACAACCUGAAGUUCCCCAGUUCGGCAUAUAUGCAAUUCCUAACAACAACGAAUAUUGUGUUUUUGUUGGACCGUAUGAAAUGGAAGAUACUUUGGGGAUAGAAACGAUUAAGACUAUUUUAGACGUAAGAAACGUAAGGGUGAAAAGAACAAGAGGGUUUUGGAUUACAACAAACAAGAUCGAUAAUCUGAAAGUUGUAGAAAAUCCUUUAUCAUUUGUUCCUUCAACAAAUACCCAAAAUAACAGUGAAAUUCCUCUAGAAGCGCAUCUUUGUACCAAUCUCGAAACUAAUUUAAACCAACAAGACAAUACAAAAUUACCAGAAAGUGUAGUCACAAAUCAAAAUGAAGAAUCAAAAGAGUGUUCUCCUAGCAAAAGAGAUAUAAAAGUUGUUAAACCAAUAAAAAUACGCAAAACGAAUGGCUUCUACCACCUGGCAUCCGACGGCGUUUUAAAAAAAAUAUCUUUAAAAUACCCUAAAAUCGCACCAAAACCUGUUAUUACACGUAUAAAUGUGGGAGAUUGUGUUAUGGAUAGUACCAGAUCAUUACUACAAAUAUGUAAAACAGGCAUUGAUAAUAAUGUUAAUGGAGUGACUUCAUUAUUGACAACUUCACAAGAGCCGGUUACUGAAGCAGUAUCUCAAAUAAAAAUAGCCUCCGUAUAUUCAACACAAAAUGAACCUUCUGUUUCUAAUCCCAGUAAACCACCAGUCACCAGUAAAGAUAGAGGAAUGUUUAUUUUAAAACCUGAAGAAAUAAAUAGAAAAGUUAUACAAAAUGAAUUGAUGGCUGAAGUGACAUCGGCUUCUAGGAAUAAGUAUGAAUUCAAUAAUAAGUCUAAAAGUAUGUUCUUGGAUUCGAAUAAUUAUAAGAUAAUGCCCGAGUCAACAGAUUGGAAUGCCGAUGAUGUUAAUGUAUACGUCUUAUCAGAUGAAGAAAAUGAAAGAACUAGUGAAACUAUAGAUCAGGGUGAAAUUGAAGAUAACGGACAACUAUGGACGGACGUUUGCAUAGAAUGUACAAAUGUUCCAAGCCUAGGCUGGAUACCAGGAAUAAAGAAUUUUCAUAAUUUACUCAGCUUUAAAUUACCUGGAUCAGAAUAUUCAGAAUUUUAUCCGGAAGAAAAAGCUUUUGCCGAAAUAAACUUAGAAUUGUCUAAAAGGAUAAAUACUUCAAUGAAUAUAACAUUGCAAUGGAAAGUUAAUGAGUCAAGUGACAAAUUUGAAGGAACCGAAAUUAACCCUGAGCAUUUGUAUCCAGAUUAUAUACUUACACAAGAAGGGCUGUUGCACACCAGUGAUAUAAUAAAAAGUAAUAAGGACAAUCUUAAAACCUAUUCCAAAACAAAUUUGAAGGGCAACGCUCGUGGUUCCGCAUCCCCGAGUGAAAUCGGCAAGAUUAACUUGCUGAAACAAAUCGAAGAACCCAGGAAUACAGGCGAUGUUCAUCAUUAACUUAACACCCGAAGCGAUUUGACAUUCCUGCUCGAGCUAAAAUAAUUGAAGGUUGUUUGAAUAAAACAUUUUAUUUUGUAACUAAGUACCUUGUUAGGUACCAACACACAAAUUGAAACAUGACUGAUUUCUGUAAGUAGUUUUAUUUAGAUUAUCUAUCAUAACGAUAACUUGUAUUUUUUAUACUUACCUACCCUACCUAGGUACUGACUUACUUCGUUUCAGUUAAGAAAAUAUUGUUAAAAUUUCGUGAUUUAAAUGUAAGUUGCAGAUUAUCUGCUGCCUAUUUGCUCAGUACCUACCUACCUACCUACCUAUAGUUUCACUAAAUUCUACUAUUGUAGAAAUUGUCAUUUUGUAAUUUAUUAUCUUUUUUGUGGGUACCAAACGCAAAUACACCAACUUAUCAGAGCCUUGUGCUCACAGCGUAUUUUUUUCUUGUUACUAUAGUUAGGUAAAUGUUAACCUAUCCGUUUUAGUUAUACAUGCUUACCUAAAUGUUUAGAUUCUAAGUAAAUAGCUAGACUAGUUUAGUUACAAAUGUUUUAUGAUAAGACUUAUUAAAGUAUCGGUAGGUGUGCUUGAAAUAUGGUUAUUCGUCAUCUCGCCACACUAGACUCUUCACGAAUGUGUGACACAAAAAAUGAAUGUGCUCGACUGUACUUUUAUUUUGAAUUCUAUUUUGAAUUCGGGUAAAAUGCUAAAAUGAGUCCGGUUGGCGAAAUGAUAAAUGUACCUACAAAUUUUAAGUUUCACCAACUGGACACAUUCGUGGUAAGUCUAGUGUGGCGACUUGACGAAUAACUCGAAAUUAUGGUUAUUGUCCUUUAUCGUUCAGUGCUAGUUUAUGUCGUCAUGUGCGCUAAAGAUAAGGUUGUACAUAAUGGUAUUAAGAAAAGGACCUUUUAUCGAUAUGGGUCAAAGGAUAGGUACCUAAAGAAUAAAUUCAACAGUUUUAACUAUUCGUGACCAAAUAAUUGUCAUACUAGAAUAAGGUCGUAGUUAAAUGUCUUAUUUUGUUAUUGCUAAGAAUACUAAUUAUUUAUCUGUGAUAAUACAAAAUUAACAACUUGGAGCGAAGGAGUUGCUUUUAUUUCCUGAAAGUCUGAAGCGAUUUUGUACCUUAUUAAAUCAUUGAUACCUAUCUGCUAAUUAGGUAAAUGUCGAUAAUGAUUGUACCUUAAAGUAUCUAGUGUUAAAUGCAGAAUACAAAACUACACUCGCUGUUAA
Messenger RNA from Helicoverpa armigera (cotton bollworm), 6094 nucleotides. It is a transcript of the gene ocm, whose product is annotated as over compensating males. The transcript is spliced from 5 exons. The record is from RefSeq and is a predicted model, not a curated record. Lineage: Eukaryota; Metazoa; Arthropoda; Insecta; Lepidoptera; Noctuidae. The coding region runs from base 242 to 4864 and encodes 1540 amino acids.